AAACGUGACAGAGGCCGCUGUCGAGUGGGAGGGUCGGUCCAAAGUAACUUCAUAUCGUUGGCUUAAUAUGCUCCAGACCUGCAGCAGUCUGCUGUUAUUCUCUCAAUUUGUAGCAAUAGUUUGAUAUCCUCGACGUGCAGCCAUGCCGAACCCCUCUGAGCAGAGCUCUUGUCUGGUUCUGGAGAACUUCAUCGGAGGGAAGUUCGUCCCGUGUCGGACUCACAUCGACUCCUACGACCCGUCCGUCGGAGAGGUUUACUGCAGGGUGCCGGACAGCGGGGCGCCGGAGGUGGAGGCAGCGGUGGCGGCGGCUAAAGAAGCGUUCCCCGGGUGGUCCGCUCGCAGCCCGGAGCAGCGGGCUCAGGUCCUCAACAAACUGGCCGACCUGUUGGACGCCAACGUGGAGGAGUUCGCCCAAGCUGAAUCCAGGGACCAAGGUAAAACAGUAACAUUUGCACGGACUGUUGACAUUCCCCGAUCUGCGUACAACUUCCACUUCUUUGCCUCAUCCCUGUUGCACCACACCAACGACUGCAGCCAGACGGACCACAUGGGCUGCCUGCACUACACCAUCCGCUGCCCUGUGGGAGUGGCCGGUCUGAUCAGCCCCUGGAACCUCCCCCUGUACCUGCUGACCUGGAAGAUUGCUCCUGCCAUCGCUGCAGGCAACACAGUGGUGGCCAAACCCAGCGAGAUGACCUCUGUGACUGCCUGGAUGAUGUGCAAGUUGAUGCAGCAGGCUGGUGUUCCUCCAGGAGUUGUCAACAUUGUUUUCGGCACUGGGCCAAAAGCAGGCGACGCCCUGGUCAGCCAUCCUGACGUCCCAUUGGUCUCCUUCACUGGCUCCACGGCCACUGCCCAGUGCAUCACAGAGCGGAGCGCCCCCUACUGUAAGAAGCUCUCUCUGGAGCUGGGAGGGAAAAACCCUGCCAUUAUUUUUGCUGACGCAGACCUGGACCGGUGCAUCGAGACCACUGUUCGCUCCAGCUUCUCCAAUCAGGGGGAGAUCUGCUUGUGCACCAGCAGGAUUUAUGUAGAAGGGAGUAUUUACUCUGAGUUCCUGGAAAGGUUUGUGGCUGCGGCUAAGAAGUGGAAGACAGGUGCGCCCUCUGACCCAGGCAACGACAACGGAGCGCUCAUCAGCAAAGAGCACCUGGAGAAGGUCCGUAGCUUCGUAGCACUCGCCAAAUCUGAAGGAGGCACGGUCCACUGUGGGGAGGGGGUGGAUCAGCUCCACCUCCCUGAGCGCAACGCUAAAGGCUACUUUAUGCCGGCCACCGUCAUCUCAGGCAUUUCUGACAGCUCCCGCGUCAUGCAGGAGGAGAUCUUCGGCCCCGUCACCUGCGUCUCCCCCUUUGACUCAGAGGAGGAGGCCGUUUCCAAGGGCAACGGCGUGCGCUAUGGUCUGGCGGCCACCGUGUGGUCCCAGGACGUGGGGAAAGUUCACCGGAUGGCCAGGAAGAUACAGGCAGGCCUGGUGUGGACCAACUGCUGGCUGGUGAGGGAUCUGAACCUGCCCUUCGGAGGGAUGAAGAACUCUGGUGUGGGGAGGGAGGGGGGGAAGGACUCCUACCACUUCUUCACCGAGGUGAAGACCGUCACCGUCAAACACUGAGGGGGGAAAAAGAGAUGGCUACCUUCAUUGGAGAAAAAGUGUUGUAGUUAAUCGUGACAUUCAUCAACCUUUGCUGGCAUCUUUUGUGAAUUCCAAUGAAAGCGUUCUGCUCGGAUUACUGGAGCCUGUAAUUAAGUCUCAUCAUAGAAUACAAAAGUCAGAGGAGGUCACAGAGGAAUAAACAUGCAUCCAAAAACAAUGUCAAGUAAAGAGGAAAUGUAUUACACUGCAAAACGCUGUAAUACCUUUUUUAUUAGUUAAUCCCUUAAUAUUCUAAACUGCCUUAUUCUACUGUGGAGCAUUUUGGAUGCAUAGGGUGUGUUAGGGCUUCAUAUUUAAAAAAAAGGAGCUGAGCAAGUCGCAAAUCCCUGUCUCCUGCAUGCCAGUAAGUCAUUCUGCAAAGAAUGCAUGCAGCACAAGCACAGAUAGAAUGAAUAGAAAAGCUUCUGGUUAAGCAUGGUAAACAAGUGAGAGUUGGUAUGUGCCUCAGGAGAACCCAAAAAGCAAAUCAUUGUCAAAUGUAAUGUCCUGGUAUUUCUUCAGAUUUUUUGUAACACCGCAUCAAAUUAAAACACUUUCAACAUGCA
Molecule: messenger RNA, 2202 nt
Organism: Gymnodraco acuticeps
Lineage: Eukaryota; Metazoa; Chordata; Actinopteri; Perciformes; Bathydraconidae
Gene: aldh8a1
Product: aldehyde dehydrogenase 8 family, member A1
Exons: 7
Coding region: 143-1615 (490 amino acids)
Biological process (GO): retinoic acid metabolic process
Molecular function (GO): retinal dehydrogenase (NAD+) activity
Source: RefSeq, a predicted model, not a curated record